UGACAUCAGUUUCCUGUCGUUCACGGUGUGGUGGCGUCCUCGCAAGGAUGCGUUACCCGCAAGGUUUCACGGAGAACGCGGAGUGACUAACGCGAAACCUUCUCGUCUAGAUUUACACUGGGCACUCUGCAAGGUACAAUUGGCGACUGAGCAAGGUACUUCCUUACCAUGCUGGCAUUCCUGCUUUAGAUGCUUUAGAUUGUCAUUUUAGCCUUGGAUAUCAGGCAUGCUCCCAACGCUGAGUAAACGUAGUCACAUUUGAAUCACGUCACGGUUAGAACACUGGCAUACGCUCUACAAGUCUAAAUCCAUUCACUCAUCACGGAAUCCUGAUGCUCCGUGAUUUCCAGUACGGUCUAUCUCAUCAACACUCUUCACGCCAAUACCAGCAAUGCAAAGAUGGAGUUUUUUGUGUCAAUUGUAUCAUGCAUGGAGAUUACGGACCGGCUAUUAGCGAAUGGCAGUGCACUGUAGCCGUAGGGCACACGCGAUCAUUAAGCAAUAUAAUUGGAGGCAUCGUCGUAUCCUCGUACCUGCGUCAACGACCUAUAAAACCGGAUGUUAUUACCUCGGCCCUCUAUUCUGGCGACACCAUGUAUAAUUUCAGAAGUUACCAGCUGUCAACAAAGUUUCCCAUGACGUUUGAGCUAUUUUGCAAGCGACGCAGGUAUCCCAGGACUAGGAACGACUUUCUCUUCCCAGCCCGAACCUGCGGACAUUGCGCAAGCGCCCAGACCUCCUGUCCAGACUUCUUGAGACUGUCGUAUGCGACUCCAGUAUCCGAGCCUCGGUCAUUCAAGGUUACUGUUGAUCCACUUUUUCUAGUCGCUUCUCCAGGACAUAAGGAAGCUUGGGCUUACAGUAAUCCUCCUUCAAUUCCGGGCCUUGAGACAUGGCUGCGGAAUGAACGGAAAUUGCUUUUGCCCUUCUUCCAGUUUUCCUAUACGACUUUUUCCCCGCUACCACACAGCCGGGAAGGAGGCCCGUCGACGUUUGCUCCGGAAUGGCCCUUGAUCCUUUCCGACCAUUUUUUCGCUGAUCCUUCCAGGCUGACUCAUGGGCUCCAAAGCCUCGGUUGCGAGUCCUCUCGGCGUUCUUACCACAAAAGUGGAGGUGUGCCUGUACGAACUAAAUCGGAUCAGAGAAAAUGAGGUGGGCACUGGACUCAACGCAUGGAUGCGAAGAGGUGCAUUUACUGCUGCUUAUUCCCAGCAGCGACUACUGCAGCUGUCGUCAGGGGUCUUCGUGGAGAAAUCAGCUGCGAACCUCAUGCGCCCAGGU
Messenger RNA from Alternaria alternata, 1281 nucleotides. RefSeq lists its product as hypothetical. The coding region runs from base 333 to 1151 and encodes 272 amino acids. Lineage: Eukaryota; Fungi; Ascomycota; Dothideomycetes; Pleosporales; Pleosporaceae. The transcript has 2 exons. The record is from RefSeq and is a predicted model, not a curated record.